Messenger RNA from Entrophospora candida, 551 nucleotides. Lineage: Eukaryota; Fungi; Glomeromycota; Glomeromycetes; Entrophosporales; Entrophosporaceae. The record is from the annotation of a GenBank genome assembly.
AAAGUACGACCAUUAGAACUGUUGGAACUGUUAAUACUUCAAAAUGGAACGAGAAUUUAACUGAUCCUUGCAUUUCUUCUCCCAUUAUUGCUACCACUACUAACAUUAAUGAUAUCACUGAUACGAAACCUCGAACUUUUGAUGAAUAUGAUUUUAAACAUAAUACUUAUAGUGUUAAAAGUAGUAAUGGUAAUGUAGAGAUUGAUGGCAGAAAUACUAGUGGCAACUCUAAAAAUCAUUUGACGAAUGAACAAGUCGAGGUUAAAUCAGAAGAUAGUGAUAGUGUUGCUAUUGCUAACAAAAGAUUUGCUGACCAUUUGAAGAUGUGCGAUUUGCUUUAUCAUGGUAGAAGAGGUAAAAAGUUGAAAAAACGGAAACAAACUAGUGAUUUAAUUGUUCGAGUUGGUGAUCUUGAGUCUUUUCGAAAACGUCGAAAUGCUGAAUCAGAAAAAAAAAAAAAGGAAGAACUUAUUAAAAGCUACGAGAAAAUGCAAACAAAUUCCGUGGAAAAGAUAAAUAAAAGGUGGCACCGACAUGAUAGAAAAAAUUAA